UGCUGUCUUUAUUUUGCAUAGGGAAUGCUGAUAGAAUCAACAUUAAAAUUUCAAGGGUUGGUACCCCUGAUUGUUUCCUUUGUCGACCGUUUAUUGGGAUGUUACAAACACCGCUGGCUGGGCGAGUGGCUGCUGGAGACAUUCAAUGAAUCUUUCAUCCCAAAACUUAAUAUAGACUAUAAAUUAGGAUCUUACUUCCCCAUUUUGGAAAGAAUUUCGGCGAAUGAGAGAGUUUCUCCGACGGGGUUGUUAGAGCUUCUUGCCAACUAUAUGGUUGUCCUGAUUAAGAAACAUGGUCCAGAUACAGGGUUGAAAUCAUGGUGUCAGGGGAGCAAAAUUCUGGGCAUUUGUCGGACUAUGAUGAUUCAUCACCACAGUUCCAGUUUGUUUCUUGGACUUUCUCGUCUCCUUGCAUUCGCUUGCCUUUAUUUUCCUGAUCUGGAGGUUCGUGACCAUGCAAGGACCUACCUGCGGAUGCUGGUUUGCAUUCCAGGAAAGAAGCUUCGCGACUUGCUGAACAUUGGGGAGCAACUUCCUGGAAUUUCACCAUCUACCAAUUCUAGUUCAUUUUUCAAUCUUCAGUCUCCUCGCUAUCAUGACCCGAAGAAAUCUCGGAAUAUUUCAUCCUACAUUCAUCUUGAGCGCACUGUGCCACUUUUAGUUAGACAAUCAUGGUCCUUGUCAUUGCCAGUGCUCAGAUUAGAUGAUGAUAAGCAGUCACUGGAAAGCUUCAAGGAUAACAAAACUACAGGUGAGCCAAAGGAGCUUGACAGAAGUAGUAGUAGUAUCGAGAUUGUUUCUGAUAUUAACAGAAUUAGCCAGCUUCAGGAGCCACUACGUGUGAUGGACUCAAAAGUUUCAGAAAUGGUGGGGAUUUUAAGAAAGCAUUUUGCAUCAAUUCCUGAUUUUAGACACUUCCCAGGACUCAAGAUCAAAAUACCUUGUGUUUUGAGCUUUGACUCAGAGUUGUUUAAUCACUCGGUAGGGACCAGCCUACCCAGUGAUAGCUGUGGAAUAGAUUCACUUCCAGCCAUAUACGCCACAGUGCUCAAAUUUUCGUCUUCUGCACCGUAUGGCAAUAUUCCAUCAUAUCACAUUCCUUUUCUUCUUGGCCAACCUGUCAAAAAGGAUUACUCUUUCAGCGAAACUAAUUCACUAGAUAUCGUUCCUGUUGGAAAUGGUUCUGCCGAGGAAAAAAGGUUUAAAGCUCAUGUAAUGAUUGAAUUAGAGCCCCGGGAACCACAACCUGGUGUCAUCAAUGUACAUAUUCAAACAAAUGCGGACAAUAGUGAGAUCAUUCAAGGACAGCUUCACAGUAUCAAUGUGGGAAUUGAAGAUAUGUUUCUCAAAGCUAUUGUUCCAGAAGAUGUCCCAACAGAAGCAGUGCCUAACUAUUGUCUGGACCUGUUCAACGCCUUAUGGGAAGCAUGUGGCACAUCAUCUAGCACCGGGCGAGAAACCUUUGUCUUGAAAGGAGGCAAAGGGGUUGCUGCAAUCAGCGGAACACAAUCAGUGAAGCUGCUUGAGGUACCUUUCAUGUCUUUGAUUCAAGCUGUCCAGCGGUGCUUGGCAUCAUUUGUUGUUAGUGUAACUGGCGAACCUCUUAUUAAUAUCGUGAAAGGUGGUGAAAUAAUAAGAGAGGUAGUAUGGAAGGAUUCUGAUUCAGAUUCAUUAUCUGAAGCUCCGAACCCAGAUGCGAGGUUGGAUGGAGGUCCUCUUUAUAUCCAGUACAUGGAUGACGAAAAUGAGAAAGGGCCUCACCUACAAAUUUCCAAAAAGAACAUGGGAUGCUUCCUCGUAUUGAUAUUUCUUCCUCCAAGAUUCCAUCUCCUCUUCAAAAUGGAAGUAUGUGAUGUUUCUACUUUAGUUCGGGUUAGAACUGAUCAUUGGCCAUGUCUAGCUUAUGUCGACGAGCUUUUGGAAGCCUUAUUUGUUGAGUGAAACUUUUCCUUACGUUUAAAUUUAGUGUUUUCUGUUAGGAAAUUUUCCGCAAUAGAAGGGCUCAGUAUUAUUCCUUCGAGUUGUUCUGUAUAAAGUAUAUUUGUAAAUGCUUUUAUGUAUAGUACUCACCUAAUUUCUGUAAAGCGGUGUGGUUUCUUAUUCGCUCUUAAAACUAGAAUGACAAGUAGUUUCCUGUCCAUUCUUGAUGGAAAA
Coffea arabica (coffee) is the source of this 2154-nucleotide messenger RNA. Lineage: Eukaryota; Viridiplantae; Streptophyta; Magnoliopsida; Gentianales; Rubiaceae. The record is from RefSeq and is a predicted model, not a curated record.